Molecule: messenger RNA, 2358 nt
Organism: Jaminaea rosea
Lineage: Eukaryota; Fungi; Basidiomycota; Exobasidiomycetes; Microstromatales
Exons: 2
Coding region: 241-2148 (635 amino acids)
Biological process (GO): circadian regulation of gene expression; entrainment of circadian clock by photoperiod
Cellular component (GO): cytoplasm; nucleus
Molecular function (GO): FAD binding; DNA binding
Source: RefSeq, a predicted model, not a curated record
CUUGACAUCCUACUCCUACUCGUGACAUCCGUAUCCAAGGCCACGGGCAUCAUUACCACCCUCUUCUCCACCAAGACCACUCGACUCGGUGCAUCGGCGCUGCGAUCGUCUCUCAUCAGUGCUACCGCGCAGCAUCAUCCCGCCUGCUCGCGACUAGCACAGAGUCACCAGCUCGCUCAUCCUCACCACCUUCAACAACUGCUGCGCCCUCUGGCUACUCGUUCAGCACCAUUAUCCACCAUGGCUCCCAAACGUCAAGCAGCCAGCAAGAAGUCUCCUUCGCCCGACGCAGAUGAGAAGGCUCUGGACCCCACCCUGGCCGAGCAUGGCGACGCGUCUGAUGGCGAGAUGGCUCAGCCGGCAAAGAAGAGAAAGACGUCAGCAGGCUCAAAGAGCAGCAAGGAUGACAAGAAAUCUGGAGAAUACGGAGGAGCCCCGCUCAAUGACGAUGAUGGAAAGACAUUCAAUGCAAAGAGGAACGACUGGAAUCCUAAUCCGGGAAAGUUGCCAGAGGAUGGAAAGACGCCACUGGAUCAGUUGAGGGAGGAGCUAGGCAAACAGAAAGCUUCAGAGGCUAAAGAUGGGAACGUAAUCUGGUUCAUGGGCAUGAAGUCGCUCCGCAUCGAAGACAAUCGUGGUCUUGCCCACGCCUCGUCCCUUGCAAAAGAGCGUGGCGGCCAUCUCAUAGUCGUCUUCUUCAUCUCACCAGGAGACUGGAAGAUGCACGACCGAGCACCGCAGCGCAUCGACUUUGUCCUGCGCAACCUCGCCGAGGUGCAAAAGCAGCUUCAAGAGCUCAACAUACCCCUCGUCAUUCACACACAGAAGAAGCGCACAGACAUACCCAAGGAUAUGGCUCGCUUUGCCAAGGAGUGGGGAGCUACCAGCGUUGUGGGCAACAUCGAGUACGAGGUUGACGAGUGCUGGCGCGACAUUGCGGUGAUCAAGGAGCUCUCCAAGUCAAACGUCCACGUCGACUUCCUCGAAGACGUCUACGUCGUCCCAGCCGGCGUCCUCAAGACGGGACAGGGCAACCAAUACUCCGUCUUCUCUCCAUGGAAUCGCUCCUGGACGGCCUACCUCUCUUCGAAUCUGGACCUCAUCGAAGAGUCACCACUUCCUGAAGCAAACGACGCCUCGAUCCGCAAAAAGGGGGGCAAACUUGCCCCUCUCUUCGACUCCAAGGUGCCCAGUAGCGUCGAAGGGUUCGAGUGCGAAAACGUCGAUUACAUGAAGAAGCUCUGGCCCGCUGGCUCGCAUGCCGCACGCACCGUACUCGACAACUUCAUCAAGCGAAAAGGCGGCGAGAAUGGGAUGGACGCCCCCGCCACGGGAGACUGCUGGGAUGACGUGGGGCCCAACGCCAAAGAGUCCCGCAUUGGCAGGUACGGCAUUGGUCGUAACCUCGUCUCAGAGAAUGGCUCAAGCAGGCUCAGUCCUUACCUCUCCGCGGGCGUCAUCUCUGCACGCGCCUGUCUGCGCGCUACCAUGAACUUGGAGAAGGGCAAGCUCAAAGUGGGUCGCUCGACGGGCGUCGAGAUGUGGAACACCGAAGUCUCCUUCCGCGACUUCUAUGGGCACGUGUUGGCCGCCUGGCCUCGAGUGAGUAUGCAACGCAACUACAUCCUCAAGUACGAGGCCGUCGUGUGGGAGAACAACGAGGAGCACUUCAAGCGAUGGUGCGAGGGGAAGACGGGCUACCCCUUAAUCGACGCGGGAAUGCGUCAGCUUGCCCACUCGUCGUGGCAACACAACAGGGCGCGAAUGGCUUGCGCCAUGUUCCUGACCAAGCACCUCCUCUGCGACUGGCGCUGGGGCGAACGUCACUACGCCCGCCAUCUGAUCGAUAGCGACCUGGCGUCGAACAACGCUGGAUGGCAGUGGUCCGCUUCCACCGGUACGGACCCCCAGCCCUACUUCCGCGUCUUCAACCCCACCAGCCAAAGCGAGAAGUGCGAUCCUAAUGGGGAGUACAUCAGGCAUUGGUUGCCUGAGCUGAGCGGAGUCAAGGGAAACGCGAUUCAUGAGCCGUUUGCGCGAUUGAGCAGGAGCGAGUUUGAGAAGCUCGACUACCCGAAGCCCAUUGUGGAGCACAAGGCUGCGAGGGAGAGGGCGCUAGCCAGGUUCAAGCAGCCUGGGUCAACCUAAGGGGGCCAUGAAGUAGGGUCGAAAGCUCAAAGUACAUCUAUCUUUCCCAAUCAUUCCCCAUUGUCGUGCGACAUCCCCCCCUCUUCCUCUCUCGAUUAUCACAUCUACUCGCUCUCUCUCUUGCUCUCGUUUAAUACAACGUCGUCGAUUACUCCAUCACACCCGCAGGAGCGUCUUCGAGUCACAAUUUGUUUGCAUUUCAAUUUUUCG